CACUCUCCCCGCCCCAAUGCGGAAGCGGCGGGUGGGUCCGGGCCAUGGGGCAGCCCCGGGCGGUGGGGAGCGCGGACGGGCCGCCCACGCGGCUGCCCCUCGUGCUCACCGCGCUGUGGGCGACGGCGGUGGGCCUGGAGCUGGCCUACGUGCUGGUGCUGGGCCCCGGGCCGCCCCCGCUGGGACCCCUGGCCCGGGCCUUCCAGCUGGCGCUGGCCGCCUUCCAGCUGCUUAACCUGCUGGGCAACGUGGGGCUCUUCCUGUGUUCGGACCCCAGCAUCCGGGGCGUGAUGCUGGCCGGCCGCGGGCUAGGCCGGGGCUGGGCUUACUGUUACCAGUGCCAGAGCCAGGUGCCGCCCCGCAGCGGGCACUGCUCCGCCUGCCGCGUCUGCAUCCUGCGCCGGGACCACCACUGCCGCCUGCUGGGCCGCUGUGUGGGCUUCCACAACUACCGGCCCUUCCUGUGCCUGCUGCUCCACGGCGCCGGCGCCCUGCUGCACGUCUCCGUGCUGCUGGGCCCCGCCCUGGCCGCCCUGCUGCGCGCCCACCCGCCCCUCCACACCGCGGCCCUCCUCCUGCUGCCCUGGCUCAUGCUGCUCACAGGCAGAGUGUCCCUGGCGCAGUUCGCGCUGGCCUUCGUGACCGACACGUGUGUGGCGGGCGCCCUGUUCUGCGGGGCGGGGCUGCUCUUCCACGGCAUGCUGCUGCUCCGGGGCCAGACCACCUGGGAGUGGGCGCGGGGCCAGCACGCUUACGACCUGGGCCCCUGCCACAACCUGCAGGCGGCCCUGGGGCCCCGCUGGGUCCUGGUCUGGCUCUGGCCCUUCCUGGCCUCCCCGCUGCCAGGGGACGGGAUCACCUUCCAGACCACAGCUGACGUGGGGGUCGUGGCUUCCUGACUCCAGGGAGAGCCAGAGCCGUGCGGGGAGGGAGGGAGGGAGGGAGGAGGGGAGAAGGGACUCAUAAGCCAUUUCAGGCCCACGCCCGGCUCAGGUCGAGGGGCGGGCUGGGACUUCAUGUCUGCUUCCAGCAGCUCCAGCCCCAUCCUUGGCCUUGCCCCUGCCCAGCGUGGACUCAGUAUCCAGGGCUUGGGCCCUGUGCAUCUGCCUCUAUCAGUGGCCCCGAGUGCAGUGGAGGGUCUGGCAAGGGGCUCUUGGCCAACCUCUGCCCCUUUGCCAGAUGAAUAAAGCACCCACUUGACUCCCGGAUUCCCUCCGCUGUGGGUUUCUGGUCCCUCCCUGCGGCCCGGCUGCUGUUUCAGGUUCCUUUGCUGGUCACGGCUGGGAGCAUGGAACACCUGGGAGCCGGGCGCUGCCUCUGGCCGGGUGGGAUGGGGUGGGAGCACCAGCUGGCAGGUAUUGAGCCAGGGCAUGAUCAGCAUCUACGAUUCUAUUGUGUUUUUCCCUCAACCAAGAAUAUUUUCCUAUUGAUUUUUAGAGACAGUGGGAGACAGACAAACACUGAUGUGAGACACAUCGAUUGGUUGCCUAGGAGCCUGCAACUGAGGUUCUUGCCCUUGGCCAGGAUCAGACCUAGGACCCUUCAGUCCGUACACAGACUGAUGCUCUAUCCACUGAGCCAAACCGGUUAGGGUCCAUCUAAAAUUCUUUCCCAGGUUCAUUGCUUAGAGUUAGAAGCAUUCCCACAUUCACAUUUCACGGAACCUCUAGCUCACCUGGUACUCUGAGCGGCAGUUAUGUAGGUAGGAAACCUAAGGCUCAGAACUGAUGGGAUAGGAUAAGUCCAUGGGGUAGUAAAUGGGAGUCGGGAUUUGAACCCAGCUUUCUCCUUCAAGCAUCUGUGGCAGGUGGUGCUGACAGGGCUGUGCUCUUCUUGGGCCUGGUUGGGGGCUACUUAAUCUUUUUGUUUGCAUCUAGUAACUAGUUAAAUGUGGCAGGUUUUCAGCACAUAAAUGUACCUGUUUCCUCUUAAAAUCUGAAAUGAUAGUAAAGAAAUAAAAAAUA
Messenger RNA from Pipistrellus kuhlii (Kuhl's pipistrelle), 1964 nucleotides. RefSeq names its product zinc finger DHHC-type containing 24 (gene ZDHHC24). Bases 45 to 899 code for a protein of 284 amino acids. The record is from RefSeq and is a predicted model, not a curated record. Gene Ontology annotation, molecular function: protein-cysteine S-palmitoyltransferase activity. The transcript has 3 exons. Gene Ontology annotation, cellular component: endoplasmic reticulum; Golgi apparatus. Gene Ontology annotation, biological process: peptidyl-L-cysteine S-palmitoylation; protein targeting to membrane. Lineage: Eukaryota; Metazoa; Chordata; Mammalia; Chiroptera; Vespertilionidae.